AUGCAGAGCCGGAUCAGCAUUGGAAGGAGGCUCCUAACUACGUUCCACCGCCAGUGCCACUGGUACCGUGCCUGGCCGUUGGGCCACCAAUCUGGGGCUGCCAGCAAUGGAUGCAAGUGGCGCCGGGAGUGUGGUGUGGAAUGUAUGUCGAGCCUUCAGUAUGUUUUCCUGCAGGCGAUCCCUGGUGUGGAGGCUUCUCCUUUGCCGAAGAUGAACUCUGUUCCUGCAGCCUGCCUCAUCCCGAACGAUGAGACUGGAAGCACGGACAUCACGGACCAGGAGGAACUUGCCGGCUUGGAUGCAGGGACGGCAUCGAGCACCACUUGGGAGGACGACCCCGAAGUCGCCUGCUUGCAUUGUCAGCUUUCAACCGAUCAGAGGAAAUUCAAUGUGAAGAUGCUUGCAGCAGCAACUCGGUUGUGCUACAAGGAGAUGCGGGGGAUACUGGAAUUGCCCUCAGCGCCUGCUGCUGAGCAGGUUAUGAGGGAUUUACGCCCCUCUGGAAUCGCAAAUGUCCACUUUCGCACGAAGGAGGCCUCGCUUCGUGCCAUUGAUGCGCUUCACAUGAAAGAACUUGGCGGCCGGUACAUCGAGGCCAGCUGCCAACUGUCAAGGCUCAAGGGUCGAGAAGCGACGGACCGACGCAAGAUGGUCUACAUGAUCAGGCCCACCCGCAGGGAUGCACUAUCCACCACGUACUUAGACGAGAAGUUCGGUGCCGCGAGGACACCUUCGCCGCCGCGAUUCUGGAAGCAGGAGCCAGACGGAGCAGUUCUCAUCGCAGUCACGGAGCUGCAUAAGCCCGAAGCGCCUGCACACCGUAACGUAGGCAUCACGCUUGUUCACAGGAGUUUUACCAAGACGCAUCCUCCUUUCUCGGAGCCAUGA
Messenger RNA from Symbiodinium sp. CCMP2592, 888 nucleotides. The record is from the annotation of a GenBank genome assembly. NCBI's taxonomy places the organism in Eukaryota, Dinophyceae, Suessiales, Symbiodiniaceae.